UUUAUUUUUUAUUCAAUUUAUCUGAUCAGAUCCCUCAUAAAAUCUCAAUAUUCUAGAAAUUAACAAUCAGAUUUCUCCCCUCCGAGAAAAAUACAGUCUACCCAAGAAGUCUUCUUCGAGAAUUUAUUAUUGUUACUGUUGUUGUUGCUGUUCCAUUGAUGGCUCCGCCGCCGGUGGAGCAGAACGGAGACGCCGCUACUGAGUCGCAAAGGUCUAUCCCCACGCCUUUCUUGACUAAAACUUAUCAAUUGGUCGAUGAUCACACGAUCGACGACGUUAUUUCUUGGAACGACGACGGAUCUACUUUCAUCGUUUGGAACCCCACGGUUUUCGCUCGCGAUCUCCUGCCUAAAUAUUUCAAGCAUAACAAUUUCUCUAGUUUCGUUCGUCAGCUCAAUACUUAUGGAUUUAGGAAAGUGGUACCGGAUCGAUGGGAAUUCUCCAACGAUUAUUUCCGACGAGGCGAAAAGCGACUUUUGUGCGAAAUCCAGCGUCGGAAGAUCUCGUCGCCAACUGCCACGGCUGUUACGGUGGCGCCGGUGACGAUUGCGACGAUUCCAAUGGCAAAGCCUAUUAUAUCUCCGACCAAUUCCAGAGAGCAGUCUCCAGUUAUUUCAUCGGGCUCAUCGCCUUCCAGGCUUAACCAAGCAGGGGCAGUUAUGGCCGAGCUCAUGAAAGAAAACGAAAAAUUGAGGAAAGAGAACGUGCAGCUUAACAAAGAAUUAGCAGAGGUGAAGAGCUUGUGCAAUAAUAUCUUCAGUUUGAUGUCGAAUUACGCUAGUUCUCGGUCGGAUAGCAGCUCGCCGACGACGAAACCGUUGAACUUGUUGCCGUCAAAGCGAUUAUCGUGCGAAGGGGAAGACUCAGCGGACGAAGAAACUAGUCCGAGGUUGUUCGGCGUUCCAAUCAGGGGAUUGGCAAAACGCCCCAGGGAAGAAGGGGAAAUCGCACAGCCGCCGCCCGUGGAGGUGGUGGACGAGACGCAUUUACAGCUGCAGCAGCCAGGUGGGAGUGAGACGAUCAAAUUGCCGUUGGAUUGCGACAACCCAGGACUUAACGAUGAUCAUGGGAUACAAGACGCGCCGUGGCUUGGGCAGUUACACCGAGCGAAUCAGAGGGUCUGUAAUUGAACUCUGGUUCGGGUGUUUUUUUGGGUAGUUUUUUUAGGUCGGGUAUCUAGUCAUGGAUCCGAACGGAAUGUACCCGUGGCAACCUUUGAAAGCGGGACCCAUCCCUUCUUCAUGAA
Hibiscus syriacus is the source of this 1246-nucleotide messenger RNA. Its product is annotated as heat stress transcription factor B-2a-like. Gene Ontology annotation, biological process: regulation of transcription by RNA polymerase II. Lineage: Eukaryota; Viridiplantae; Streptophyta; Magnoliopsida; Malvales; Malvaceae. The record is from RefSeq and is a predicted model, not a curated record. Gene Ontology annotation, molecular function: DNA-binding transcription factor activity; RNA polymerase II cis-regulatory region sequence-specific DNA binding. Gene Ontology annotation, cellular component: nucleus.